This is a messenger RNA of Aspergillus tanneri, 1953 nucleotides long. Its product is annotated as hybrid sensor histidine kinase/response regulator. NCBI's taxonomy places the organism in Eukaryota, Fungi, Ascomycota, Eurotiomycetes, Eurotiales, Aspergillaceae. The transcript has a single exon. Gene Ontology annotation, biological process: phosphorelay signal transduction system; protein autophosphorylation. The record is from RefSeq and is a predicted model, not a curated record. Gene Ontology annotation, molecular function: phosphorelay sensor kinase activity; histidine phosphotransfer kinase activity. The coding region runs from base 1 to 1953 and encodes 650 amino acids.
AUGACCCUCCCGAUCGGCGGGACCAUCUCAGCGCAACAGCUCGCCGACAUCCUCCCGAACGGAUUCGCCGUCCUCAACUCCCGCGACGAAAGGGUCUUCAUGAACAGACGAUUCGAAGAACUCAUGCUGACGCAAAGCCCCAAAACCUUCGAGAGCUGGUCGCAUUCUAUCCACGAGGAGGACUAUCCCCAGGUCGCGCGGGCAUACCACGAGGCAAUACGAUUGAAGCGACGAUGUCGGGAGGAAUACCGAAUCCGGGAACACCGGAGCAUGUGGCGCGUAGUGAUCCUCACGCCGUUGGAUCCGGCAUACCUGCAUCAAUUCGAUCUAGACGAGGAGGGCGGGUUUAUCUGUAUCAUCGCGGACUUCACGCAGGAGAAGACAGCGGAGCUAUCGCAGCGCAGGAUCGCUGAAGAAGCGGAGGAGCGCAAAAAGCAGCAGGAGAGGUUCAUCGAUAUGAUCAGUCACGAGGUGCGGAAUCCCCUAUCUGCGAUUCUACACUGCACGGAGGAUAUUCUCGAGGCGAUUCAUAAGAAAACGGAGGGGGAGGGUAUUGACGUCGCGGAGAUUGCUACCGCGGCGGAUACGAUAUCGUUCUGCGUGGCGCAUCAGAAGAAAAUCAUCGACGAUGUGCUCACGUUCUCGAAACUGGAUGCUUCGAUGUUGACUCUCUCCCCGCGACGGGUCAUGCCGCGACGAGAGAUCGCUACUACGUUGACUAUGUUUCGGCCGGAGCUGCGCAAACAUGGUAUCCAAUUCGAGUAUAUCCUGGAUCAGUCGUAUGCGGACUGCGCUGUGGACUGGGUCGUGGCUGAUAUGGAUCGAAUGGGUCAAGUGCUUAUCAACCUGGUCUCGAACGCGAUCAAAUUCACGGCGAAAUCAGGUGGAGAGAAGAGCAUCCGCGUAUCGAUGGGCGCGUCGAGAGAACGACCCUCUUCGUACCCUCCGAACGUGGUCUUUUUCGACUUUGACGGCACGGCAUCGCGCAUGGACGGGACGUCACGACCCGAAUGGGGCACCGGCGACGCAGUGUACAUGAUGGUUGCGAUCAAGGACACGGGGAUUGGAAUCAGUGACGAGGCCCAGAAACGGCUUUUUCAACGGUUCAAGCAGGCUACGCCGCUGACGGAGAGCAUCUACGGCGGGUCGGGACUAGGGCUCAAUGUGAGUCGGAAGCUGACCCAUUUACACGGGGGGGAAGUCGGUGUGAGUUCCAAAGAAAACUCUGGGAGUACCUUUGGGUUCUACUUCACUGUGCGACGAAUCGCAGAGGGAGCGGUCGAUGACCCAUGCCCGAGAGGCACUGACUCCAUUGACGAGCUGUGCAGUGAUAUCCACAAGCUGGGCAAUGAACUAACCAGCGUGAAUCGACGCACAAAACAGCCUGAGAUUUCCGGAACGCCGCCCAUGGUGGCCGGAGUUUCGGACGUGACGCCUGGGGCCUUCGACGAGAGAGUUCAACAUACGGCCAAAUUGCUCCGUCAGAUAGAGCACCCUGUGGCCGAGGCUACAUCGCGACCUCAAAACCAUCAAAACCUGAAUAGUAAACCCACAGCGACCGGGGACUCCGAAUCAUCCCGCCGCAUCCUUUUAGUCGAAGACAACGUGAUUAAUCGCCAAGUUCUCUCUCGGAAGCUGAAGUCCCUUGGGUUCCAAGUCUCGGAGGCCAGAAAUGGCCGGGAAGCCCUGGAUGCGGUACAACGCACCUCUUACAGCUGUGUGCUCAUGGACCAGGUCAUGCCAAUCAUGGAUGGAAAUGCAGCGACGAGAGCCAUUCGCGAAAUUGAGAAAGACACGCAUACGCAUGUCCCAGUACUGGGGGUCACCGCCAAUGUCAGGGAAGCACAGAAGGAGGAGAUGCUGGCGGCGGGAAUGGACGAUAUCCUACAUAAGCCGUAUAAAACGAAUGAUUUGGCUGAGAAAAUCGAUGGGUUGAUAUCAAAGUUAUCAUAG